This is a messenger RNA of Hydra vulgaris (swiftwater hydra), 1927 nucleotides long. RefSeq names its product T-complex protein 1 subunit delta. Gene Ontology annotation, molecular function: ATP hydrolysis activity; ATP binding; ATP-dependent protein folding chaperone. Gene Ontology annotation, cellular component: chaperonin-containing T-complex. Gene Ontology annotation, biological process: protein folding. Lineage: Eukaryota; Metazoa; Cnidaria; Hydrozoa; Anthoathecata; Hydridae. The record is from RefSeq and is a predicted model, not a curated record.
GUGAAUUUUAGAGUAGCGAUAAACUUUUCCAGAAGUUUCUCUACAACACAUAAAUUUGGCGCAGGAGUCUAAAGAACUUAUCCUGUCUUAUCUUUCCAAUAUUGUUUAUACACAUUUGUACAUUAAAAUAUUAGAAAAAAUAACACUGUUUUUAAAAUGAGUGAAACUAGACAACAAAAUGGAAAUGUAUUUAAAGAUAGAGAAAAACCGACACAAGUUCGAUCUAGUAAUAUCACAGCAGCCAAAGGUGUUGCAGAUGCAAUAAGAACAAGUCUUGGCCCUAAAGGAAUGGAUAAAAUGAUAAGAGCUGGUGACGGAAAUGUAACUAUUACAAAUGAUGGAGCAACAAUUUUAAAACAGAUUCAAGUUCUUCAUCCAGUUGCUAAAAUGCUAGUUGAACUUUCCAAAGCUCAAGAUGUAGAAGCUGGUGAUGGAACAACCUCUGUAGUGGUGAUUGCUGGAAGUCUUCUUUCUGCAGCACAGAAACUUCUGGAUAAAGGUAUACAUCCAACUAUUAUUUCAGAAUCCUUCCAACGUGCGUCAUUAAAAGCUUGUGAAAUAGUAACUUCGAUGUCUAUGCCUGUUGAUCUCUCUGACAGAGAUACUUUAUUAAAAAGUGCUACAACAUCCUUAAGUUCAAAAGUUGUGUCACAAUACUCUGGUUUGCUUGCUCCAAUUUGUGUUGAUUCAGUUCUCAAGUUGGUUGAUCCUGCAAAAGACUUUAAUGUUGAUUUAAGAGAUAUUAAACUUGUCACUAAACUAGGAGGUACAGUCGAAGAUACAGAACUUGUUGAUGGACUAGUACUUGACCAUAGGAUUUCUCACUUUGCUGAGGGUGUUGCUCGUGUCGAAAAAGCCAGAAUAGGACUGCUUCAAUUUUGUAUUUCUCCACCAAAAACAGACAUGGAAAAUAAUGUGAUAGUUAGCGAUUAUACACAAAUGGAUAGAGUAUUGCGUGAAGAAAGGGUUUAUAUUUUAGAAAUUUGCAAAGCAAUUAAAAAAGCUGGCAUUAAUGUUGUCUUCUUGCAAAAAUCGAUUUUAAGGGAUGCAAUAAAUGAUAUGGGUCUUCAUUUUCUGGGGAAAAUGAAAAUAAUGGUUGUCCGAGACAUUGAAAGGGAUGAAGUAGAGUUUAUUUGCAAGACUCUAGGGUGUCGUCCCAUAGCUAGCGUUGACCAUUUAAAUCCUGAUAUGCUUGCUAGUGCUGACUUAGUUGAAGAAUAUUCAACUGGUGCUGCUAAAGUUGUUAAGGUUACAGGAAUCGCUAAUCCAGGUAAAACUGUAAGCGUUCUUGUACGCGGUUCCAAUAAACUUGUGAUAGAUGAAGCAGAGAGAUCCAUCCAUGAUGCUUUAUGUGUUAUUCGAUGCUUGGUGAAAAAGCGAGCAUUGUUGGCUGGAGGAGGUGCCCCUGAAAUAGAAUGCAGUGUAAAGCUUUUAAGUUAUGCAAAAACAUUAGUUGGAGAAGAUGCCAUUUGCUUCAGAGCCUUUGCUGAAGCACUUGAGAUAAUUCCUUACACUCUUGCUGAAAAUGCUGGUUUGACACCAAUCUCUGUUGUGACUGACCUUCGUAAUAGACAUAACAAUGGUGAAGUUAAUGCCGGGAUCAAUGUUCGAAAAGGAUGUGUAACAAACAUGGUAGAAGAGAAUGUUCUUCAACCACUUCUUAUAACUCUUUGUGCAAUUUCAUUGGCUGCUGAGACUGUUAGGAGCAUCCUUAAGAUAGAUGAUAUUACAUUCAUUCGUUGAUUGUUUUUGGAUAUGCUUUCAUCGAACUCGUAAGCGUGCCUGUUCAUUCUAGCGCAAUUAUAUUGCAACAAACUUUAAAUGGAUCGGAUCCAAAUACUCUCUAAUUGUACCAUACAUCAGACCGAACUCUUAAACGCUUUUGUAUUGACAAUCAUUGUUAGAUAAAAUUCUUUUUGCAAUUUAA